This is a messenger RNA of Closterium sp. Naga37s-1, 6102 nucleotides long. NCBI's taxonomy places the organism in Eukaryota, Viridiplantae, Streptophyta, Zygnematophyceae, Desmidiales, Closteriaceae. The record is from the annotation of a GenBank genome assembly.
GUGCUGGCGACGGCAGCGGAGUUGGCGGCAGUGGAAGACCCCGAGACAGAGCCCUACCGGUCCAAGUAUGCGGCCGCUGCUGCACUGGAAGCAUCGCGAGGCAAGGCGGAGAUGCUGCUGCGCCUCUUCCACCCGGCUGCCUCACACCACUCCGCUGCUGCCGAGUCUGCACAUGCUGCACGCGAGGACGCGGCAAUGGCGGGCGAGAUAGCGGACGCGGUGGCAGUGCUGGAGUACAAGAGUGGCGCCAUCGCGGCUGACGUGGACGAGGUCACGCGCGCCAAGGCCCUGCUCAUGACCGCACAUGCCCGCCUGCAACUUAACGAGCCCAAACACCUUCGCCCCCUCAUUGACGUGUGCAACCUGCUGGGGCUGCUAGCGAGCAACGAUGAGGACCACAAGGCGUCCCUCGCAUUCCUUGUCAGAGCACAUAAAUACUAUCAUCACUAUCUCAACAUGCAGUCGCAGGCAGCAGGGGAGGCAGCAGCAGCAGACGCAAUGGAGGAGGGGGGCAGGAGUGAGCGAAGGGGGGAGGAGGAGGCGAGGGAGGUGGAGUCCCUGCACACCAUCACCACGUUCUACCUCGCUCAGACGCUGGCGGCCAUGGGCAAGAAGCAGCGCGCUGCGGCCUUCUGCGCGGCCACGCUCACGCGGCAGCUGCGGCUGCGGCAGCAGUUCCGCGCGUGGGACUGGGCGCAGAACUGCGCGCAGCUAGCAGGGUACUACCUGGGCCGCGACCACUUCACCACCGCCCUGCACUGCCUCGCCGCUGCUGCCACCGUGCUCGCCCGCCACACGGCGGGGCAGCCCGUGCUGCCGGGGGGGAAUGGGGGGGACGUGGGGGGCGGAGGUGGGGAGGCAGGGGGGGGCGAGGAGGAGCAGGUGCGGGAGGUGGCGGCGAACAUCAACAUCGGCAUCGGGAAAGUGCACCUGCGAGUGCUGCAGCGGUCAGUGGAGCUGGACGCAGCCCAGCCUGACGCCUCCCCUGCUGCCCACGGCACCGCCACUCCCACGCCCACCCCUGCCGCUGCCACCGCCACCAGCAGUGCCAGUGCAGCCACGGGCAUCGAUGCCCCUGCUGGCACUGCCCCCACAGGCACAGGUGCUGCAGCGGGGGGCAUGGACGUGGACGGAGGGGGGCGGGAGGGGCAGCAGGAGGGCGAUGUGGACAUGGGGGAGGGCGCGGAGGAGCGCGAGGGGGAGGGCAGCGAGCGGUGGGCGGGCGAGGGCGACGUGGACAUUGCCCUGGGGCCCGACUUCUCCCUGCUGGGACUGGACCCCACAGCUGACACAUGCCCACGCAUGCUCGCCGAUGGAGGGGAUGCAGGGGGGGAGAAGGGGGAGGGGCGCGGGGUGGAGGGCGAGGGGGAUGUGGUGCGGGAGUAUUCGCACGCGGUGAUUCACUUCAACAAGGCCAUGACCGCCUUCAAGGCCGCUCUUGAGGUGUACACGAGUACAGACCGCUUCUCAGACCAUUUCGACAUCGCCAUGGACAUCAGCACGCUGCACCGGUACCUGGCGUACUAUGAGCCCAGUGCACACAGGGCAGCGCUCAUCCACCAGCGCCGUGCCACGCGCCUGCUGCCCCUCGCGCCCGCCAUCAACCCCUCCGUCUACCCCACACAGGCCGCUCAGUGUGUGCACGAGGUGGCGUCCAUUGCACUCAACGCCAUGGAGCUGGAGGCGGAUGCAGCACGGCCCCCUCCCAAGAUCAUAGAGCCGGGAAAGCAGGCAAUCCAGUACUUUGAGCGCUUCAUUGCACUCAUGCAAUCCUCCACCCCCCAGGGGUCAGAUGACGUGCGCUUUGUGUACGCGCACUUCCACAUCGCGCGCACGCACUACCGCAUCUGCACUCUGCUGCCGCCCCAAGAUGGCAAGGAUCAUCUGCAGCACAGUCUCAACUACUUCAGCAAGUUCUUGGAGCAUGCGGCGCGGGUGGGGUUACAAGAGCAGCUGCAGGCGGAGGUGGGGGUGGCCAAGGAGAUGCGUGUUUCAUCGUCGGCCUCGCAGUCUUUCCUCUCGUUUCCGUCUCAUCGCUCUCCUCUCUUUCCCCGACAUCGCCUCCGCGCCGCCCUCGUCUCGCGUCCAGUGCUCUCCGCUCUUCCAAGCAACCCCGUUCUGCGCACCCCACAGCACUCCGCUCUCCGCCACUCGCCUCCGCUAGCCCCGCGUGCUCAUUCCCCGCGCGCUUUUCCGCGUCGUUCGCCCCCGCUUCCAGGCAUGACUGCCGCCGCCCUCUGCCCCUGUUGCGCUGCCGUGGCAGUCGAGGCCGCAAGCAUUCGUACGAGCGGAAGCGGGCGGAGAGGGAGUCGGGCGGCGGUGCGCGUGCAGUCAGCGCGGGAAGCAACCCCUGACGGCCCGCUCUUCCGCGCGCCCGCUCAGCAGAAGAGCCGCCUCCCGCCCGUGAACUCGCCGGGGGCGGGGGAGCGCCAGUUGCGCGCACUGGCGGAAGGGACGCGGCAGGGGGGUUUGGGGAGAUUCGGCAGGCGGAGUGAUGCGGGUGGGCGGGAGGUUUCCGCGGAUGACUACGCGGCAGUUGAGGCGUGGUGGUGGGGGGAGAGAAGCGCCAACGAGGAGCACACACGCGGAGAACGAUGGGCGGAAGAGGAGCGGGAGGACGGGGGAAGAAGGCGGAAGGAAGCCAGGGAGGGGGAGCAGCGGGCGACGAGAGGGGAUGAGAGUGGGGAUAGUCAAAAGAGAGAAGCUGAAAGGGGAAAGUUGAAAGUACGAGUGGGGGAUUGCUCGGGGGCGGUCAAGGGCGAUGGGUGGCGGGAAGAGGGGGCGCAGGGGCCGUUACGAGAGGGGGAGGUGCGCGGAACUCAAUCGCCUGUGGCGCGGCGGAAGGAUCGCACCAGCAGGCAGAGGAGCCUCCAGCCCGUUGACACUGAUGCUGACGUGGCACGGAGUAGAGGCGGGCGGGUUAGGGAGAGGGCGGGAGAUUCGGGGCAAGGGGAUGGGGCCAGAGAAACGUGCGGCGACGCAGGGGAGCAGGGAAGGCAGGCGGGGGGGCGAAGGGGGUGGGCGCGAGCUUUGCGCGCGGAUAGCUUUGAUACGCGGGGGAGUGGAUGGGGGGAAGAAGGCGCUGUGGGCGACGCGGCGCAGGGCAUGGUGGCGGAAGCAAGGGCGGGAGGGCGGUGGCUAGAGAAUUCUCCAGGGGGGUUUGGGGAUAGUGCGGACGAGGGGGCGGGGGAGUGUGAGAGGCGGGGAAGUGUAGGCGCACGGGAAGGCGGCGGUUGUGGCAGCUCGGAUCCUAGUUGCGGGGCAGGAGAGAGGGGAGCGGGUACGGGGGCGGGCGGCGCACGCAGUGGACCCGCCAUGCGCCCAAGGCAGCCCCGGCGCCACCAGCAGCAGGGGCGGGCAUCGCCGCCUCCCCACCGAUGCGCCUCGCGCAGGCUGCAGCCAGGGGAGGUGCGAUCGCUGGCGCGGCAGCUGCACUCCUCCGCGCGAUGCGUUGCUGACGUGGACGCCAUACUGGCUGCGGCUGUGGGCGAGAGAGGGGAGGCAGCUGGGGGAGGCGCAGAGGCAGAGGGGCGCGGGGAGGGCGGGGCGGGACCAGCAGCAGGACGGGGGGAGAGGGAUGACGGGGGUAAAGGGGCAGGGGGCGUGUGGGUGCGCAGUGGGGUGGUGGUGGCGGUGAUGCAGGCUCUGGCGGACUUGCACUCGUGGCGUGCUGCAAUGCUGCUGUGGCAGAGCUGGCGCGGGUCCCCAGCGUACCAGCGCAGUCCGCACGUGCUGUGCGCGCUGCUCGCCCUGCUCGCGCGCUGCAACCGCCUGCGCCACGCCCUCGCUGUGUUCCGCACCGUGCAGCGCGAGGAGAGUGCCCAGGGCGAGGGGGAGGGGAAGGGGGAGGGGGAGGGGGAGGGGGAGUGGGGACGCCAGCUUCGAGGGAAUGAGGGGGCAGGGGUGGGUGCGCGGGAGCAGGCGCAGGGCGGAGGCGGCAGCAGCAUAGACACAGCAGUGUACAACGCGGUGAUAUGUGCGUGUGGCAGGGCGGGCAGGGCGGACAUGGCAGUGGCGCUGCUCACAGAGAUGGUGGAGCGCUGCAGCCCUGCCAGCCCUGCCAGCCCUGGCACCAGCACUGCCAGCAGCAGCACCCAAGUAUCUGCUCACUCGACUGCCAGCACGAGCCAGAGUGGGCAGGGCAGCGGCAGCAGCAGAGUGGGCAGGCAGAGGCAUGAGUGCUGGCCGAGCGAGGCGACGUUUGGUGCGGUGAUGCACGCGCUGUGCAAGGCGGGGCGCGUGGGGGAUGCGGAGGCACUGCUGCCCGUGAUGGUGCGCAUGCACGUGCGCCCCAACGCCAUCAUCUUCAAUACCCUGCUCUCCGCCGCCUCUGCUGCCCUCACCCCGCCCGCUGCCGCUGCUACCACUACUUCCCUUGACCCCGCCAUUGAAAUCGGCCAAUGGGGAAGCAUCAGCAGCAGCAGCAGCAGCAGCAGCAGCAGUGGGGGUCUGCGGGACAGUGAUGCGCUGGGGCGGGUGCAGCGCGUGCUGGCAGCGAUGCGAGCAGCGGGCGUGGCGCCUACAGCUGCCACAGUGACAGCUGUCAUGGCCGCCCAUGCCGCCAGGGGUGAUGGUGGCGCCGUGCUGCAGCUGUGGGACGCUGUCACCAGGGGGGGCUGGGAACACGGGUAUGGGGCAGGGGGGGCUGGGGAAGGGGGAGGCAGGGAAGCAGCGAGCAAGGAGGGGAGCGAGGAGGGCGGAGAUGGGAUGCAGGACGGAUGGGGUGUGAGUGCAGCAGGCGCCCCUGCGGCAGGGGACACAUCGGCAGAAGCAGCAUGUGCAGCUGAUGCGGCAUCAGCAGAGCAGGCGCGGUGCAUGGUGCAUGAGAGGCAUGCAGCGGUGGUGCCAGACGCGCCGAUGGUGACGCUCGUGCUGGGUGCCAUGGCUCGCCUGCGCCUCGUGCCUGCUGCCGAGGCCCUCUGGGCCCUCGCUGAAGCUUCCCAGCCCUGUGUGGUGCAACAAACAGGUGGUGCUGGGGGAGAUGCAGGGGAGGGGCGGCAGGGAGGAGAGCGGAGUGCACAGGAGGCGGGGAUUGGGGAGGUAGAAGGGUAUGUGUGGCGGAGCAAGAGGGAAGGUAGGCGAGCGAGGGGGGAUGGUGGAGUUGCGAGGCGGGAGGGUGGUGACAGAAGGGGAGGGGAUUCUGGGGGGGAGAGUGAGUCAGGCGCGUGGCAGAGGAGCAGAGAGCAAGACAGGGAUGGUGGUGGGGGGGUGGGCAAGGCAGCCUGGGGCAGGUUGGAUGGCAUGGCAGCAGCAGCGAUGGUGGGCGUGUAUGUGGCGGCGGGUGAUGUCUACCAUGCCAUGCACUUCCUCCUCUCUGCUGCUGCUGCCCGCCUGCUGCCAACGCCUGCCAUGGCCCUUGCAUCGCUGCGUGCACCCACACAAGCACCGCUGCCACACUCACCUGCACCUGCCACAUCAGUUCCAUCCGCACUCUCGCCCUCCUCACCUGCCACUGCUGCACGGCCCGCCAUGUCCCCAACGCCGUUGAACAUGGUGCUGGCGGCGCUGCAGCAGGCAUCUCUGCUGCGCCACAUGGACGCGCUGCUGCUCUGUUACCUGCACUCGCCCUCGCCCGCCCUCACCCCCCCCCACCCCGCCUCUCUCGACUCUCCCCGUGCGGCACAGGCUGUGCCAGGGAUAGGUGGAGUGGGGCCACUCGACCCUGCUGCCGGCUCAUGCCUCCCCAUGCCUUCCCACCCACCCUGGGCUCGCCUGCCCUGGGAUUGCCCUCACUGCUUGCGCAGACGGGCAGCAAGAGCAGCAGUGCGGGGCUGGGGUAGAGGGGGCAACGGCUGGUUGGAGGAGUGGGAGGGGGAGUAUGGAGUGAGGGUGAGUGGUGGCGCGAGGCAGAGGAGUGGGGCGGCAGCACGAGGGACGCGAGUGGGAGAGGGUGGGGACGGGCACGGGGCAGUGGUUGGCGGUGCAGAGUGCUGCUGCUGCAGCAGCAGUGGCGUGGUGGUGAGCAAGGGCACGUGUGAGGUGAUGGCACAGGGGUACGGCAGGGCAGGCAUGCAUGAGCGAGCAGCAGCAGUGGUGCAAUACAUGGAGGAGCAGGGGUACAGGGUCGCCCCUCACCUCCUCGCCCUGCUGCCACGUGACUAG